Strongylus vulgaris is the source of this 513-nucleotide messenger RNA. Lineage: Eukaryota; Metazoa; Nematoda; Chromadorea; Rhabditida; Strongylidae. The record is from the annotation of a GenBank genome assembly.
AUGCAGCGAAAAGCCUUCAUGCCUCCUUUUGUGUUUCGUGGGCUCAAAUCAAAUGGUUUUCAACAGUUUGGACCUGAAGAAGAUUUGAGUGAUAAGGAGGAUCUCCAGCAAAUUCGUCUUGAAAUCGAAAAAGCAAAACUUCGCUUAACAACGCAUCCUACUGCUAUGAUCAAUCUUGAUUUGAAAGGUGUGGGGAAGUGGAAUUACGAGGAUCUCUUCAAAUCUAUUGAAAAGCCUAUUGAGGCGGCAUUAGCUGAUGCAAACUUGGAACCUUCUGAAGUGGAUGAGAUUGUUCUUGUUGGUGUGGAAAACAACUCUUCAGUUGAUUUAUGUGUUCUUAAGAAUUAUUUUCAAAUUCAAAUCGACAAUAUUGUGAAUACUUAUCCAGGUAUAGCCCAAUCUUUCAGCAAACCACCUAAUUUUGGUGUGGAUCCCGAGUUGGCUGUUGUCGUUGGUGCUUCAGUUCAAGCGGGAGUCAUUGGCGGCGGUUGGCCUUUGCAGCGAAGUAUAUAA